AUGGACUACAACAAAUGCAUCGACUUGAUUCACGACGCACAGAAGGAUGUCUGGGUAGACAGAGUGAACGCGGGCCGCGUCGACGGUCGCAUGUGCAAUUGGGUCUCGACCCUUCAUCCUGAUCGAUUGCCAUGCCGACUCGAUGGCGGCUUUCUGCAUGGUGCAUACAAUCUAUACCAGAAAUUCAUUUUCGCCGACAACACCACGUGGAUACUUCGAUUCCCCCGCGUCGGGGCCAUUUGUGACGAUUACGCCGACGAGAAGAUCGCCAUGGAAGUAGAAGUGCUGAGUCUUGUCCGCGAGCGGACUAGUAUUCCAGUUCCGGUGAUUUACUCAUGGGGCCUCGCUGCCGACAACCCGCUUGGCCUGGGCGCAUUUAUUCUGAUGGAGUUCAUCGAAGGCGUGAGCGCCAACCACUUUCUCCGGGACCCCAAAGCCACUGCCGACACAAGACUGAUGCGAGGGGAUAUCAGCGAUAGCGACGUUGAGAUUUUGUUCCGGCAGAUUGCUGGUUUCCAACUUCAGCUUUUUGAGCUUGACUUUGACCGGAUCGGCAGCCUGCCAACCCCAAAGACUGGGUGUCGAUACUUUUGGUACGUGCUUUUGUUCCUUUGUUUGGUUUUCUCGACGACAAAGGAGUACUUUGAGUAUGUUGUCGUGCAGGACUGCAAGCAGCUGAUCCAGCAGCCGAAUUCGGUAGCUGCACCAUAUGAUGCUGAAAACAAGUACACUUCGUUCAGAGUCCUAGCUUCCCUCGUGCCAGGGAUGAUAAAUGAGAGGUACAGUUGUGGCCAGUUCAAACUCAUUUGCGACGACCUUGGCCUGGCCAACUUGAUCCUCAAAAGCGACACUGAUCUUACAGUCGUUGGGGUCGUGGAUCUUGAAUGGUCGUACGUUGGGCCGGCGCAACUAUUCGCAUCAGCGCCGUGGUGGCUUCUUCAGGAUCGGCCGAUUAACCCGGAGUGUGAUUGCGAUGAUAACCAGCCGCCGGACAUGGCCACGCGGUAUUUCAGAUAUCUGGAGAUAUACAAGCGUGUUCUGGAGGAAGAAGAAUCGAAACGGCCGGGCCACGAGAGGAAAGAAGUCUCUGACCUUGUCAGGUGGUCCGAGGACUCGGGGGCAAUGUGGCUUCACAUGCUCCUCUCGUGCGGCUUCAACGACACUUACAGUUUCCCCUUUAUGCAACUGCGACAGCAUGUGGGUGUCGAAAAGUGGAAAAAGCGUAGGUGGGCAGUUGACCCGGACGAGGUGAGGGCCUUCGUGGCACAGAAGAUGUUACAGUUGGAGGAGUACGACGCAGACUUGGCCAAGACAGAGGCGGAUAAAGCCUGCGUGGACCGUGGAGAGCUGACGAGGAGAGAGUUCAUUGCUAAGUAUAGCCACACUUUGACCAACAGCGCGACCCCGGAUUUUUGA
Molecule: messenger RNA, 1416 nt
Organism: Phialemonium atrogriseum
Lineage: Eukaryota; Fungi; Ascomycota; Sordariomycetes; Cephalothecales; Cephalothecaceae
Product: phosphotransferase enzyme family protein
Exons: 3
Coding region: 1-1416 (471 amino acids)
Source: RefSeq, a predicted model, not a curated record